This is a messenger RNA of Rubroshorea leprosula, 1176 nucleotides long. The record is from the annotation of a GenBank genome assembly. NCBI's taxonomy places the organism in Eukaryota, Viridiplantae, Streptophyta, Magnoliopsida, Malvales, Dipterocarpaceae.
CCAUAACUCAAUUAUACCAAUUUUACUUACCACAUGGCAUUUUCCCAACCAAGUUUUUGGUCUUUGUCGGUGGAAGCUUGGAUAAGUCUCCAGAAGCCUCCCAAAAGCCUCAUUUUGCUUUCUCAUGCCUUCCUCUUCCACCUCCAUCCUUUUCUUCCUUCUUUCUCCCAACCAAGGUUAAGGUGCUUUUAUUAGGUAAGUAUAAGUUUUAGUUAUGAAUUUUGGUUUAGAGUUUUGGAUAGUUUAAAUUAGUGAGAUUUGAUUUUAAUCCCUUGAUUUAUAAGGUUUUUGGGUAUUAAACUUUUAUUAGAAAUAUCAUUAAUUUUGGGCUUAUAUGGCAAAAAUAGUGAGUUAGUCCUUUCUAUUGUGUGAUUUGGGUGUGAUUUAUGCUGCAGAAAUUAGAAGGAAAUUGGAUUAUUUACGAAAUACUGUUCACGGAUUACUGUUUAUCAAUUACUGUUCAUGGAUUACUCUAUGGAGUAAGUGGACCUAAGCUUAACGCUUGGGGUAUUUAGUGGACCCUUCGGGGUAUUCAGUGGACCUCUGCGCAGUAGGGUUAGUACUGUGAUUAGCUCCAGUACAGUGUUGCUAGCACACUUCAGUGGACUCCAUAGCAUUGUGUGAUUUUCGAUUUUAUGCAUUGUGCUUGUGACAUCGUAUUUGUGAGCAUAUAACUUUAGUAUAUGAAUUCAGUUUAAAUGUCAUUGAUUAUUACUUGACAUUGUGUUUAUGAUUUGAUUCCGUUGUGUCUUAUGCUCUUUGUGUGGAUAGGUCUAAGGGUCUUAGGACCCAAGUUUAUAGCUUAAACUUAUUACUUACUGGGCUGUGAGCUCAUAAAAUUCCCCCCCCUUUCAGAUCAGUAGAUCGAGGUAGCAGCGUCUCGGUUUAGGAGCUUUUGGCACGGGACUCGCUUGCUCGUUGUAUGUACAAGCUAGGGCCUCGUGUUUUCGAUAAGGAGGCAGAUCGAUGUGUUACCAAAACCAUGACUCAGCUUUUGUUUUUGAAAAGCUUUGAAGAAGAAUUUGCCUCGUAUAAUUUUUGUGCAAAUUAGCUUUCUGUAUAAAACCUUUAAAUUAAUUAUAAAUGAGCUUAGCUCGGCUUAUUUUAUAACUUCGAAUAUUUUGGUAUUUUCCAAUAUAUAUAUGGUAUUCUUUUUAUUAAAUUGAUUUUCUGAAU